This is a messenger RNA of Paramecium tetraurelia, 297 nucleotides long. RefSeq lists its product as uncharacterized. The record is from RefSeq and is a predicted model, not a curated record. The transcript has a single exon. NCBI's taxonomy places the organism in Eukaryota, Ciliophora, Oligohymenophorea, Peniculida, Parameciidae.
AUGAAUGAUACAAUUGAAUUUGAUGAUUGCUUAAAUGAAGCUACUCCAUAAGAAAAAGAUAUCAUCAAUUAUUUGUAGGAGUUAAAAUUAAUAUUCUUGACCGACCCUUAAUAAAAACAGUUUAAAUUUGAGCAGGCAAAGAAAUAAUUGAUAUUUUCUUUUCGUUCAUUAGAUUCCGAUACAGAUGCAUCUGAAAUGACACCACCUAUGUUAGUUAAAACAUCAUCCCUACUAUUGACCAAAUCCCCAUUAAGAUAAAAGAGACUCUCUAUUGUUUCAGAGCACCCCUUGAUCUGA